Molecule: messenger RNA, 1580 nt
Organism: Helianthus annuus (common sunflower)
Lineage: Eukaryota; Viridiplantae; Streptophyta; Magnoliopsida; Asterales; Asteraceae
Product: probable protein phosphatase 2C 27
Exons: 4
Coding region: 267-1373 (368 amino acids)
Biological process (GO): protein dephosphorylation
Molecular function (GO): cation binding; protein serine/threonine phosphatase activity
Source: RefSeq, a predicted model, not a curated record
CAUUAUUUCUAUAAUUCUAUCUCAUUCACAUACCUUCAAAGAAAUUAUAAUAAAAAAAAUAUUCUUGGAAUCUUCUUUUCCAGCCAAUUAAUUGCCCCUUUUCUGAUUCUUUCUUCAAACCCAUCUCUCUUCAGAAAGUUUUUAAUUGAUCUUUUCCUUUAAUCCAAUAAAUUUUCUUUUUCUGAUUCUCUGUGUAUUUCAGUGUUUGUGUGUGAGAGAGAAACCCAUAAUCUGCUUGUAGUGAGAAACCAAUCCUUCCAUUAAAUAUGUGUGUGCAAGACCUAGAAAAAGUUUGUGAAGAAAUAGACCAUUUGUGUCUCUCAACAGACAAUAAUAAUAACAACAAUAUUCAUAAUCAUACCACUCAGGUUGCUGCAAAUCAGAUCAAUCUUUCCACUUCUUUCCCUAUGGAGAGCAUAUGUGAAAAUACAGUUGUUUCAGAAGAAAAAUAUAACAACUUCAUCCCGAUCCUUCGGUCUGGAGAAUGGUCUGAUAUUGGACAGAGACCAUACAUGGAAGACACUCACAUCUGCAUCCCAGAUCUUGCUAGAAACUUCAGUAACAAGUUACUUGGUGAAGAAGCCAUCUCAUUUUAUGGGGUGUUUGAUGGGCACGGAGGCGAAGGUGCAUCACAUUUUGUGCGUGAUAAUCUGCCAAGAAUAAUUGUAGAUGAUGAUAAUUUUCCACUGGAACUUGAAAAGGUGGUGACGAGGUCGUUUAUGGAGACAGAUGCUGCGUUUGCCAGGUCAUGUGCCGUUGAGUCUGCUCUAUCUUCUGGCACAACUGCUCUUACUGCCAUGAUUUUUGGAAGAUCACUACUUGUGGCAAAUGCCGGAGAUUGUAGGGCGGUUCUCUCACGACACGGGCUAGCUUUUGAGAUGUCAAAAGACCAUAGACCGUGCUACGACAAAGAACGCAUCCGGAUCGAAUCCUUAGGUGGGUUCGUCGAGGACGGCUACUUAAACGGUCAACUAGCCGUGACUCGAGCCAUAGGAAAUUGGCAUAUCAAAGGGCUCAAAGAAAUGGACGACCACAUCGGUCCACUGAGUGCCGAGCCAGAGCUCAAACUCACCACACUAACGAAAGAAGACGAGUUUUUGAUCAUCGGAAGCGAUGGGAUCUGGGACGUGUUUAGGAACCAAAACGCGGUGGAUUUUGUGAGGCGACGGUUGCAGGAUCAUAACGAUGUGAAAAGGUGUUGUAAGGAGAUGGUGGAGGAAGCGAUGAAGAGAGGAGCGGAUGAUAAUUUGACGGUGGUCAUUGUAUGUUUUCAGGCGGAACCGCCACCGCAAAUGGUGGUGCCGAGAGGUAGAGUGAGGCGGAGCAUUUCGGCUGAAGGGUUGCUUAAUCUUAAAUUCCAUCUUGAUGGGUAAAAAAGAUUUACUUUUUUGCUCUUUUUAUUCAACUGAUUUGGAGAUGAUGAUUAUGGUGAAAAAUUUGUAGUUGUAAAUACAUUCAUGUGAGGGAAUAAAACAAUUUUAGAGUGGAUACUUGUAUCUGUAGAGCAGGGGUAACAAUUUGUAUAUUCCUAAAACGGUUAUUUAAUCAUUUGUGAAAUACAUUUGUAAACUUUUCUUUCC